This is a messenger RNA of Octopus bimaculoides (California two-spot octopus), 3735 nucleotides long. RefSeq lists its product as uncharacterized. Gene Ontology annotation, molecular function: RNA polymerase II cis-regulatory region sequence-specific DNA binding; DNA-binding transcription factor activity. The record is from RefSeq and is a predicted model, not a curated record. NCBI's taxonomy places the organism in Eukaryota, Metazoa, Mollusca, Cephalopoda, Octopoda, Octopodidae. Gene Ontology annotation, biological process: regulation of transcription by RNA polymerase II.
CGUACGCCACCGGUGUUAUUGAGUAGAGGGAAAAAUAGUAAACAGCACCGCCCACUUUCUAUCUUUGUUUUUUUUAAAGUCCAUCGAUUUUUAAAUCGAUCAUGUAAUCAUUAACCAUGAUAGAUAAUAUGUACAGACAUUUCUACAGCUUUUAAGAAUUCCUCUAGAAUUAAUAUGGAAUGCGAUAAUCACCUGGACGCUUCUAAUACAACAGUUAUUAACAAUAUAGAUUCAGUUAAAAAGACACACACAGGUGAGAAAGGUUUACAUAGUGAAACGUUUACUAAACAAGGAUCAAUACAGGGAAAUAUUACAGAAUUUGUAUGCGAGAUUUGUAUGAAAACAUUCUGUUCUGAAAAUGAAGUCUUCAAACAUCAGGAGAUACAUGAUAGGAAGAAAUCAUUUCACUGUGGAAUGUGUGAGAAGGCCUUUGUAUCUAACAGUAAGUUGCUAAGACACGAAAGAAUACAUACUGGAGAAAAGCUAUUUCGCUGUGAAAUUUGUGGCAAAUCUUUUGUUAAUAACAGUGACUUAAAAACACACACAAGAAUACAUACUGGAGAAAAACCUUUCCGUUGCGAAUUAUGCGGGAAGUGUUUUGUUUCUAAUAGUAAAUUAAUAAGACAUACUAAAAUACACACUGGAGAGAAACAGUUUCACUGUGAUGUGUGUGGGAAGUCUUUUGUUAACAACAGUGAUUUAACAACUCACAGAAGAAUACAUACGGGAGAAAGACCUUUCUGUUGUGAAACGUGCGGCAAAUCUUUUGUUUCUAACAGUAAUUUAACAAGCCACAAAAGAAUACAUACGGGAGAGAAGUUCUUCCAUUGUGAAGUAUGUGGUAAAUCUUUUAUUAAGAAUUCGAAUCUUGUCGUCCAUAUACGUAGCCAUACUGGAGAAAAACCAUUUCACUGUGAAAUAUGUGGGAAAUAUUUUGUUGAUAAUAGUUAUCUAACAAAACAUAAAAUGAUACACACUGGAGAUAAACCCUUCCAGUGUGAUAUCUGUGGGAAAUCAUUUAUCACUAACAGUCUCUUGAAAAGACACUUAAUAAUACACACGGGCGAAAACCCGUUUCACUGUGAUGUUUGUGGGAAAUCGUUUUCUGUUAACUCUCAUCUUAUAGUUCAUCGACGUAGUCACACUGGAGAAAAACCGUAUCCUUGUGAAAUAUGUGGAAAAUCAUUUGUCGAUAAUAGUAAUUUAACGAGACACAGAAUAAUACACAGUGGAGACAAACCGUUUCAGUGUGAGUUAUGUGGAAAAUCCUUCUCAGAUAAUUCCAAUCUUCUAGUUCACAAACGUAGACACAGUGGAGAAAAAUUCUACCAUUGUGGAAUGUGUGGAAAGUCAUUUGUGACAAACAGUCACUUAAAAAGACACAAACAAAUACACACUGCUGCUUACUACAUAAGUGUUUUACCAUCUCAACAGACUAAUUGGUUCCAGUUAUUACACAGCUCUAUAAACUACGAAACUAAACCACCUGAUAUUAUUUCUCCUUGUUAUUUGGUCACAGAGUGUUACUAUGAUGGUAAAAUAUACCCUGUAGGACAGAUCUUUUCUUCCAUUUCGGGAGAGUGCACGUGCACUUUGGAUAAUGGGGUUCAAUGCAAUGACUUUAUGGCUACUAAACUACCAUCUGUUCAUGAAAGAAGAUCAGUACCACCCCCAGCCCCUGAGUGUUACUAUGAUGGUAAAAUGCACCCUGUAGGACAGACCUUUUCUUCCAUCUCAGGAGAGUGCACGUGCACUUUUGGUCAUGGGAUUCAAUGCAAGCAACCAGAGACAUUAGUUUUGAAGAAUUUAUCCAGAAUUAAUAUGGAAGAUGGUAAUGACUCGGACACUUUUGACAGUAUAGAUUCAGUUAAACAGACAUCCGGCGAUGAGAAACCAGCAUCACCCAGUAAGAAAACUUUAUCUCGUAAAGAACAGUCAUCAAAGAGAAAUCUUUAUUGUGAAAUAUGUGGAAAAUCAUUUACUUACAAUUUUUGCCUUAUUAUUCACAAACGUACUCACACUGGGGAAAAACCCUUCCACUGUGAUGUAUGUGGAAAAUCAUUUGCCGAUAAAAGUUGCUUACCGAGUCACAAAAGGAUUCACACUGGAGAAAAACCUUACCAUUGUGAUACAUGUGGGAAAUCUUUUGCUAGGAAUACUGCCUUAAAAAUUCACAAAACAAUUCACACUGGAGAAAAACCAUUCCAAUGUAAUAUGUGUGGAGAAUCGUUUAGCACCACUAAGUCUGUUCGAGUUCACAAAAGAAAACACAUUGAAGGAAGUCUCUAUAAUUGCCAGAUAUGUGGACAAUCUUUUUUGAUGAAGUCUCAUCUCGCUAAACACAAAACGAUACACACCGGAGAAAAACGGUUCCACUGUGAAAUCUGCGGAAUGUCAUUUGCCAUUAAGGGUUCUUUAACAAGUCACAAAAGGGUUCACACGGGAGAAAAACCUUUCUUUUGCGAUAUAUGUGAGAAAUAUUUCUACUGUAAGAGUAAUUUAACAAGGCACAAGCUACAACAUAUUGGGGAAAAGGCCUUUCACUGUGAUGUAUGUGGAAAAUCUUACUUUAAUAAUUGUGAUUUAAAAAGACAUAAAAGAAUUCAUGAUGGAGAAAAAACAUUUCACUGUGAAAUUUGUGGGAAAUCCUUCUUUGAUAAUUGUAAUCUUAUAGCCCACAUUCGUAGUCACACUGGAGAAAGGCCCUAUCAUUGUGAUGUCUGUGAGAAAUCGUUUACUUAUAAAAGUCACUUGAAUACGCAUAAACAAAAACACACUGGAGAUAGUCCCCUACUGUUGUGAAAUAUGUGGAGAAAUCAUUUGUCUGUCGUAGUAAUUAGAACAAAAACACAAUGGAGACAAUAUUGAAAUGAUUUGUUUGAAACAUUCUCUAGAAAUAGAAGCAAAAAGAACAAAUUACUGAGAAAUUUAAGUAAAAAUUUGUGAUAAAAUUUUUACUUUUUUCAGUCACUGAACUGCAACCUUGCUGGAGCCACCACCUUGCAGGGUUUAAUCAAACAAAUCAGCCCGAACUUAUUAUAUUAGUCAGUCUUUGCUGAACUGCUAAGUUACAUGGAUGUAAACAAAUUAACACUAGUCAAAUAAAGGAGGGUGACAAACACAAAGACACAAAUCCCUAAAAGGGAUGAAAGUGCUAAAUGAAUACACAUUGUUGAUUGGUUAAAAUUACCCAAAUACAACAACUUUAACACAAAAUAACUUCUAAAAUACAAAAUUUUAUCUAAAAUGUUGAAAGUAAACCGUGUUCAGCAUGAGAAAUUACACCAGUAUAUGAAGUUUCAAACUGUUUAGUUAAAAUAAUAAGUAAUUAAAUAAUCUGUGAGUGAAACUGAAGAGACCCCAAAACCCUUUGUGUUUCAGGCAUAAGGAAGGAAGCAGUCUGGGAAAUGUCCACUAAGCUUACACCAACAUUUGGAGAGUGGCUACUAACCUAACGCCAAGGAGUUUGAGUAACAGAAUCGGUGUAACUGGACAUUUCCUGGACUGCUCUCUUCUGGGGAUGAACCUUUGUGCCAGAAAUAUAAAGCUUUUUGUAAAACUUUCUUCAUUGUUAGAAGAUUUCCUUUUCUUUUCCUCCUUCAGAAGUACAAUGCUUCAAGCAAACUACAAUGUUCUUAUUCCAUUCUUCAUAUUUAAUCCUUCUGUUACCAUAUUUCUGUAGAAAUACAGACUUUGUUUUAAUUAAUUUUGAAAAUAAAGGAGAAUUUAAUGAUA